UUGAAACAGUAGUGUCGCUGGGUCAAAUAAUUGGUGCAACUGGAACGUAAUUUUUCACUUAUUGUCAAGUACGAGUGCUCGCGAAUGCUUAUAGUGAUCUCACAUCAAAAUAUUUCAUCAUUCCAAUCGACGGAAAUGGAACGUCAAUUGCAGACACGAUAUUAGCAGUGAACGUUUUUUCAGCAAAGAAAAAAAAAAAACAAAAACAAAUUUUAAUAAAUAUAUAGGAAAAAAAAAUGGCGUCGAAAAUUCGAAAAUGCGAUUAUUGUAAUCAAAAUAGAACGGAAAUUAAAAAUUAUCCCGGACAUCCGGAAAAUGCAGUCGAGGAAUAUAUAACAUUGACAAAUCCGGAACUUUGUUUAUUUAAUGGCGAUGAAAAUAAUCUCAUUGAAUAUGAUCAGUGGCCACAACAAAAGAUAACAAAAUUUUCCGUCUACGAUGAAAAAGGACAUCUCUGUCAAUUUGACACUGGUCUUAUUGAAAAAAAUGUGAAAUUAUUUUUCUCCGGUUAUGUUAAACCAAUUUAUAAUGAUGAUCCAUCUAUUGAAAAUGGUUUUCCAACAAAAGAUCUUGGACCAAUUAAUGAAUGGUUUAUUUCUGGUUUUGAAGGUGGUGAAACGGCAUUAAUUGGUUUUAAUACAGAAUUCGCGGAAUAUAUUCUCAUGGAACCAGCGGAAAUUUAUAAUUCAUUUAUGACACCAAUUAUGGAAAAAAUUAAUACAAGUAAAUCAGUCAUUGAAUAUUUAUUAGAUGAAAUUGAUCCAUCAUUUGAGGAUCUUUUGGAUAAAUUUGAUGCCGAAUUACUUAUUAAACAUUCACAAUUUAUUUGCGAACAAGUUUUUUCAUUUGAUACAUCAGCUGAAAUUGAUGACACCAUGUUGAUUACAAAAUCAUGUAUGAGAUCUUUAAUUAAUCUCUCGGGUGUUAAUUUGGAAAAUCCAAAUUCUCAUCUCCGGCGAACUGAAGCGAAAUGUGAUAAAAUUAUUGUGAAUCAACUCAUCAAAAAAAGGCAAAAAAAUAAAAAAUUAUUAACAAAUGCAACGACAACGCCAUUAGUUAGAGAUACAUUUGAAACAUUUUUUCAUGGAAAAAAAUUAAAUAAUUUUGAAUUAGAUAGAGAGAAUGGAGAAAAUAUUUUUACAAUUUUUAAUAAAGAUGCAAAAUGGAUUGGCGAAUCAAUUGGUGAAGACAAUGAACGUGUCUUUUAUGAAAAGGCAAUUUUAGGCGAUGAUGUGAUUCAAAUAAAAGAUUGUGUUUUAAUUGAAGUGAAUUCAUCAGCUCAGGUAGCUCGUAUUUUUUAUAUGUUCGAAGACAAAGCGGGCAAUAAAUUAAUCCACGCUAAUUGGUACUGGAGAGCCGCUGACACAAUUCUCGGUGAAACUGCUGAUGAGUUUGAAUUAUUUUACAGUGAGAGGUGCGAUAAUAUUGCAUUUAAUACAAUUUCCCAUAAAGUUGAUGUCAUUUCUAAUGAUAGUGAUGAGAAAUUUUUUUGUAACAAACGAUAUUUGGAGAAUAGUGCAAGAUUUGAGGAUCCAAUUACAAAAAAUUUUAAUUUCUGUCAAGCAUGUUUGGAAUUUACAUCAAAAAAAUAUAAAAAUAUUCCUCGUGUUUUUGAAAAAAAUGGCGAAGAAUUUGAAAGAGUAUUAUAUGGUUUGAUUAAAUUUAAAAAUGAAAAUUUUCGUAUUAAUACAGGUGUUUAUUUAAAACCCGGAAGUUUUAAAUUUAAAAAUGAGAAAACAAAAAAUGAGAAACAAAAGGAUAUUUCAAAAAAUAUUAACGAAGAUAUUUAUCCGGAAUAUUAUCGAAAGGUAAAAAUUAUAGAUUCAAUACCUGAACCAUUUGAUAUUGGUGUGAUAACUUCUAUUUUUGGUAGUAGAGCAAAAAUUGUUCCACCUGGAGAAAUUUGGAUUAGAGUUCGUAAACUUUAUCGACCGGAGAAUACGUGUAUGAAUAAAGAAUCAAUACGAAAAUUAGAUUUAAAUUUAGUCUAUUGGAGUGAAGAGGAAAUUGUUGUACCAUUUUUUAAUGUUGUUGUUGGUAAAUGUUAUUUGGCAUUUGAGGGAAAUUUUAAAAAAGAAUUAUUAACGGAAGGUAGUGAUCGUUUUUAUUUUUCCAAGACUUAUUAUCCAGAGGAGAAAUUAUUUGGUGAUGUAUCAAAAUCGGCAAAGGAGUUUUUACAAUUUGGGAAUAAUUAUCCAAAGGUGAGGAAAUUAGCGACUUUAGAUGUAUUUGCAGGUUGUGGUGGACUAUCGGAAGGAUUAAAACAAUCGGGUGUUAGUGAAGUGAAAUGGGCUAUUGAAAAUGAUAAAUCGGCAUCAGUGGCGUAUGGUUUAAAUAAUUCGAAUGUGAAAAUAUUUAAUGAUGAUUGUAAUUAUUUAUUGAGUCAAAUAAUGAAAGGGAUAUUUGAAAAUGAGGAGGGUAUUAAAUUGCCACGGAAAGGUGAGGUUGAAAUUUUAUGUGGUGGUCCACCUUGUCAGGGUUUUAGUGGUAUGAAUCGUUUUAAUUCGAGGGAAUAUUCGUUUUUUAAAAAUUCCCUCGUUGCUACUUAUUUGUCAUACUGUGAUUAUUAUCGACCAAGAUUUUUUAUAAUGGAAAAUGUACGUAGUUUUGUGUCAUUUAAAAAGAAUAUGGUUUUAAAAUUGACGCUACGCUGUUUAACACGUAUGGGUUAUCAGUGUACUUUUGGAAUUUUACAAGCGGGAAAUUAUGGUGUACCACAAACUAGACGAAGAUUAUUUAUCAUUGCAGCAGCUACGGGUGAAAUUUUACCUAAUUUUCCCGAACCAAGGCAUUGUUUUAGUAAAAGAGGUUGUCAAUUGACAAGUUUGGUUGAUAAUAAAAAAUAUUUGACAAAUUGUGAAUGGAUGGAAUCGGCACCAUUGAGAAUGGUGAAUGUAAGGGAUGCUAUUUCUGAUUUGCCAAUAAUUAAUAAUGGUUCGAAUUUAGAUGCAAUGGAUUAUGAAACAUUUGCUGAGACGGAUUAUCAAAGAAAGUUGAGAGGAAAUCAAACAAUACUUAAGGAUCAUAUUUGUAAGUUAAUGGCGCCAUUGGUACAAGCAAGAAUAGAAUUGAUUCCAAAGAAUGGAUCAGAUUGGCGAGAUUUGCCAAAUAUCAUUGUUGAAUUGAGUGAUGGGACUUGGUCCAAGAAACUCGAGUACACUUAUCAUGAUGAGAAAGCUGGAAGAAGUUCGACUGGUGCACUUAGAGGUGUUUGUAGUUGUUGUCUUGGCAAAAAAUGUGAUAUUUCUGAUAAGCAGUAUAAUACAUUGAUUCCUUGGUGUUUGCCACACACUGGAAAUAGACACAAUCAUUGGGCUGGAUUGUAUGGAAGACUUGAGUGGGAUGGAUUUUUUUUCACUACAAUUACAAAUCCUGAGCCAAUUGGAAAACAGGGACGUGUACUUCAUCCUGAACAAAAUCGUGUUAUUAGUGUUCGUGAAUGUGCUAGAUCACAGGGAUUUUCUGAUAAUUAUUUAUUUUAUGGUAAUAUUGUUGAUAAAUAUCGUCAAGUUGGAAAUGCCGUUCCACCGCCGGUUGCCGCUGCAAUUGGACUCGAAAUUCGAAAAUGUCUUGGACUUAGAAAUUAAUUUUAGAUUUUAUUUUUUUUUAAGUGUUUUUUAGAAUUGUAAGAUUAUGUUAAGAAUUAGUAUUAAUUCAUCUGAUAAUUUUGUUUGCUCCUCUAUAGUUACAAUUUUUAGGACAUUCGAAAAUCAGAAUUAAAGUCUGAAAUAUUUAUUAAGAAAAAUUAUUACAGGGUAUUAGUGUUAAAAUAAAUAUUUAAAAAUAAGAAUAAAAUUUUUACUAAAUGUAGAAAA
Leptopilina boulardi is the source of this 3815-nucleotide messenger RNA. Its product is annotated as DNA (cytosine-5)-methyltransferase PliMCI-like. The coding region runs from base 237 to 3587 and encodes 1116 amino acids. Lineage: Eukaryota; Metazoa; Arthropoda; Insecta; Hymenoptera; Figitidae. Gene Ontology annotation, molecular function: DNA (cytosine-5-)-methyltransferase activity; chromatin binding. The record is from RefSeq and is a predicted model, not a curated record. The transcript has a single exon. Gene Ontology annotation, cellular component: nucleus.